Molecule: messenger RNA, 2490 nt
Organism: Labrus mixtus (cuckoo wrasse)
Lineage: Eukaryota; Metazoa; Chordata; Actinopteri; Labriformes; Labridae
Product: G2/M phase-specific E3 ubiquitin-protein ligase-like
Exons: 13
Coding region: 437-2011 (524 amino acids)
Molecular function (GO): ubiquitin-protein transferase activity
Source: RefSeq, a predicted model, not a curated record
CUUGAGAGGGGUCUCAAAGAGCAGCCAAAAACCAGAGCAGAGUCUGCUGCCAAGGAUCUGACCAAGCACCUUCCCGCUGUCCCAGGAUUCAUGGACGAGACUGAGAUAGAAAUGGAGGUGUUUCUCAGAGUGCCUAAGAGGGAGUUGGUGGAGUUAAAGUCCCCUAUGAGCCUGGUAUGUCGCCUGAGGUGUACUUAGUCACUUCCUGAUCGGCACUCUAACAUUCCAACACGGUGACACUUGAACAGACAAACCACUUUAUCUGCAGCAAACUCCAAGCAAAGCUAAUCGUCUGAAAUGGAAGAGACAAACUCCACAGAGGACAAGACUGGUUGUCAAAGACGUGGUCUGUCUCCCCAGAGGACUCUACCUGGAACAGCUGGAGAGACCCGUUGUUCCAUGUGGCAAAGAACGAGCAUCGCUAGUGGCCUCAGGAAUGACCGCUCGCAUCACUAUCGACUGUGGCUGGUCGGCCAAUCAGAUGGAGAGUCGGCUGCUGUUGCUCUUCCGAGGGCGGAUUGUAAGACAGACGGGACAAAAGUUCUCCUUCACAUAUUUACAGUGUGUGCAGGGCUCCAGGGUGCUGUUUGUCCCGGACACCCCUGCAGAAGGCUGGACAGUAGAAGAGGUGCUGAAGUUGGCAGGACAUGGUGCUCUGUACAUGCUCAGCCACCAGGAAUACCCACAGAGAGUACAGGACUCUGUAGCCAAUGAGACUUCUGUGUUGAACAAGACAGGUGACUUUAGCCCAGAGGAGAGAGAAAUGACGUGCCUGGAUAAAGAAAGUCAGCUGUCAGAGCAGACCCAGCCACAUGUUUGUGGCCCCUCAGAGGAGGUUGACCUGAAAACCAUCCUGACGCUGUUCCGUCAGGACAAUGUGGAUCAAAAUGUAGAAACUCACAUCGAGGUGAGGAGGGGAGACCUCCUCCACUGUGCUCUGAGGGAAGUGAGAAGACCUGGCUUUUCCUUCAGGACGACACCAACCAUCUCCUUCGUUGGGGAGGAGACUCACAGUCAUGAGGGAGCCCUCGGGGAGUUCUUCAGACUGACCUUGCUGGAGUUGCAGCAAACGUCUUUGUUUGAAGGCCUCCCUGGGCGUCUGUUCUUCACCUAUGAUCUCUCAGCUCUAGAAGACAGGAAGUACUAUGACGCAGGUGUUCUGGUCGGCUGGUCUCUGACUCAGGGCGGACCUGGACCUGAUUGUCUACACCCUUCUCUUUACCAGCUGAUGUGUGGCCAGAAUCCAUCUUUAGAAGACUUCAGCUGGAAGGACAUUGUUGACGUUGAAGCACAAAACAGACUGCAGCAGCUGCAGAGUUGCAGAGAUGUCAACGUGCUGAUUCCCAGUCUUUGCGACUGGUUGUCCAGCUGUGGGAUCCCUGAAAUCCAGUCAGCCCAUACUGAUGAAGUAACAGAUAUCUAUAGUCGUGUAGUGAAACAUUACAUCUACCACAGGGUGUCCAGUAUGAUCUCCCAGUUCACUGAGGGGCUGAACAGCUGUAGUGGAUUGUGGGAUAUGAUACAGUCCCGCUGGGAGGUGUUUAAACCAGUAAUGACAGGAGCUCAUCAGCAUCCUCUGACCCUGGAAGAGUUCAAACAGCUUUUCACCGUCUGCUACAGUCCUCCAGACAGCCCACUGAGGGCGGCUGAGGAGGCAGCAGCUGCUCACUGGGAAACAGCCCUCGCCUUGAUCAGCGAUAGACAGGCAGAUUUUUCCCUUGAAGAACUCCUCUUCUUCAUCACUGGAGCUGAACAUCAGCCUCCUCUUGGGUCACCCAAAUUGAUCUCCUUGCGCUUUUACCCUGAGGAGGGGAGCAUGUCAGGUGUGCACCGGCCCCACACCUCCACCUGUGCUCUGGAGCUCUUGCUGCCAACAGGAGUGGCCGGGGCUGCAGAUGUUUUGCUGCUACUGGGUAGAGCCAUGCUCAAGGCCCUGGGCUUUACGUGUGUCCAGGAAGAGGAAGAGGGAGAAGGAGAGAACAGCAGUACAGAUGUGAUGACAGAUUUAUGAAGUGGGAGCUCCACAUCCUCCUUCAGCUCUGGUCAAAGGUUUCUGCAGGAAAGAAACAUUGAGACUGAGAAGAAAGUUCUGAGUUUGCUGCAUUCCUCAUUAUAACUCAGGUGACCCAAUGAGGUAGUUUAGACCAGUGUUUUCUGUGCUCAAAACUUUAAUCAUUCAGAACUCUUCAAUUUAGGACAGUCAUAAAUGUUUGGUUUUGAAAUUUGAAUAUUCCAAAGUGCAAUGGAUUGACUCAGGUGUUCAAAAUAUCGUAUAAGAUCAAACUAUUUAACAUUGUGCCUCUGCUCAUUUCAAUCAUCUAAUACAGAAAAUAAUGUUUUGCACAAUUAUCAGAGCUAUGUAUGCCUUGUAUUGUCCUGUUUGUAUCUUAACAUAAUUUAAUAAGGCAGAUUAUACAGUUCAUGUUUAAAUAAUUGUAUUUGCUUUAAAAAAAAAAAAUGAAACGUUGAAUAAAAUGUAUUCCGACUCUA